CAAGCUAGCUUAAACAGCGGAACUUGUUAGCUAACGGUUAAAGAUUUUUUCAAGAUAGUUAGUGUAACUUUAGCUUUAAUUUAACCGAAGCAGUAACACGAAAUUAUUACCUUUUACUACAGUCGUUGCUCUUUCUCAGACAAGUAAAAUGAUAAAGUUAAACUGUGUUAAUCUUGACAGGUUUAUGUCGGACUUUACUCAACUAGAACAGAAAAUUACAGGGCUUACUGGCAAAAACAGCAUGUUGGAGAUCAUGCUGGAGGAUGCUAAUAGACUCCUGAAAUUCUCCCAGACCAAGGAGAAAAGUCUGAUUGAGGAGAGAGACAGUCUUCUCGUCUCAGUGAACAGACUGCAGCAGACUCUGCAGGAGCAGUGCAACCUCAGAGUGGAGAAUGAGAGACUGAAGAACGACAUGGCGGACCUGAAACAACAGAAUGAAAGAACAGCAGAGGAUGGAGCGGCUGAGCUUCAGCAGCUCAUCAGUGAGAUGGCAGCAGAAAGAGAGAGACACAAGAGGGAGCUAGAGACUGUCAGGCAGCAGUGCAGGAGAGAGGUGGAGGAUGUCCACAGGAAGGGUUUCAUUCAGUUGGAAGCUAAAGAUGCUGAAGUAAAGAACCUGUUGGAGAAAAAAGAUCUGGAUCUGGAGGAGCUGAAGAAGAAGCUGAAGGACCAGGAGAGGGAGAGGCAGAGUGAGCUCCUCAAGCUACAGAUGGAGUUUGGUGCAAAGUUAGCCAGAGUUCAGAGCACAGCAGCUCAGUGGAGUCAACAGCAGCAGCAGCAGCAACAACAUGGCUCCAACCUUCCACAGAGUGUCUUCAAGAGGAAGCUGCAGUUCUUCCAGGAGGAAAAGAACAAGGAGAUUGUGGCUCUGCGUCAGAGAAUCAAAGAGCUGGAAGAGAACCAGCGCGCCAGUGGCUUGAGUGACAGCCGUCUGAAGAGGAGAAAGAUGUAGUUUGGUCAGAG
Molecule: messenger RNA, 963 nt
Organism: Epinephelus moara (kelp grouper)
Lineage: Eukaryota; Metazoa; Chordata; Actinopteri; Perciformes; Serranidae
Product: coiled-coil domain-containing protein 152-like
Exons: 8
Coding region: 149-952 (267 amino acids)
Source: RefSeq, a predicted model, not a curated record